This is a messenger RNA of Fonsecaea nubica, 1503 nucleotides long. RefSeq lists its product as hypothetical. NCBI's taxonomy places the organism in Eukaryota, Fungi, Ascomycota, Eurotiomycetes, Chaetothyriales, Herpotrichiellaceae. The record is from RefSeq and is a predicted model, not a curated record. Gene Ontology annotation, biological process: transmembrane transport. The transcript has 9 exons. Gene Ontology annotation, molecular function: transmembrane transporter activity. Gene Ontology annotation, cellular component: membrane. The coding region runs from base 1 to 1503 and encodes 500 amino acids.
AUGAAGGACGACAUCGAAACGCACCAGACCAGAGUGACCUCUGUCGAGAGCAUCGACGAGAAACUCGUCGACUACAGAGAUGUGGACGCCGCCCUUGGGUUCCUGCGGGCCAAUGCCCAAGCUGGACAGGUGAUUGAUAUUGAUGAGAAGAAGCUCAUGCGAAAGGUCGAUUGGAUGAUCAUGCCGUUGAUGUUUGCCUGUUACUAUUUGCAAUACACCGACAAGACUUUGCUCUCCUAUGCUGCGAUCAUGGGGGUCAUUGAGGACACCCAUAUGCCGUCAAACGGGUUCUCGAAUUUGGCAAUCGCCUUCUAUGUGGCUUUUUUGUUCUGCGAGCCAUUCCAGUCCUUCCUCAUUCAGAAGUUCCCGACUGCGAAGUACUUGGGCUGCAAUGUGAUUCUAUGGGGCAUCGUGGUUUCCCUGAACUGCGUCUGCCACAAUUUCGCCUCCAUCGUCGCCCUUCGAGUCUUGCUCGGGGUGUUCGAGUCCCUGGUCAUCCUCACAGCCAUGUGGUACAAACGGCAUGAACAAGUUUCACGGAUGGGGAUCUGGUAUCAAGGGACAUCGGUAGCGCCGGCCGUGUCUUCUCUGGCCUCAUAUGGCUUCCUCCACUACACCAACUCCCAUCCACAUCUCCAUUUCAAGUCGUGGCAAAUAUUGUUCCUGGUCUUCGGGAUCAUCACAAUUGCCAUCGGCAUCUUGGUUGUGCUCUUCCUCCCCGACAACCCUAUGAAAAGCCGGUUGUCGGCGGAAGAGAAGAUCUACAUUAUCGAGCGAGUUCGAGAGAAUCAGACGGGGAUUGAAAACAAGAGAUUGAAGACCAAGCAAGUCAAGGAGGUGCUCACCGAUUACAGAACCUGGCUGUUGAGCUUGGUUGUCAUCACGACCAAUGUGCCCAACGGUGCCGUCAGCUCUUUCUCGAGCAUCAUUAUCGAGAACUUUGGUUAUGAUGAAUACACAACACUGCUUCUCAACCUUCCAGGAUGCGCGGUUGCCUUUGUGUCGGUCGGUUUCGGAACAUGGUGGGCGGGCAAAUACAAUGGCAGGGGUAUCGCCAUCAUCGUCCUCACCAUUCCGACCUUACUUGGAGGAGCUUUGAUGGCGUGGCUGCCUCCUGAGAAUAAGGGAGGCUUGCUAGCCGGCAAUUUCAUGACCAACACCGUUGGCGCGACCCUUCCGCUGUUGUAUAGCUGGAUCACGUCGAACUAUGCCGGACACACGAAGAAGAUCACCAUGAACGCGCUUGUCCUGAUGAGCUUCUGUGUGGGCAAUAUCAUUGGGCCCGAGACCUUCCAAGCCAAAGAUGCACCCCAAUACAUCCCGGCCAAGCUUACCAUUGUGGUGAUUCUCGCCGUGGCCAUUGCACUGGCGAUCACGCUGGAUUUGCUUUAUGCAUGGGAGAACAAGAAGAGGGACCGCGAAGAACCACAAGACCUGCCACCGGACCACGAGUUCCUUGAUAUGACAGACAAAGAGAACAGGAACUUCAGAUAUCUGUUGUGA